Messenger RNA from Geodia barretti, 1041 nucleotides. The record is from the annotation of a GenBank genome assembly. NCBI's taxonomy places the organism in Eukaryota, Metazoa, Porifera, Demospongiae, Tetractinellida, Geodiidae.
AUGCCGACGCAAACGCUCAGAUGGCGGGACGAUGCGCUGAUCCUGCUCGACCAGACUCGCUUACCCGAGGAGCUGGUGUACGCGACCUAUCGCCACGUCGAGGAGCUCGCCCGCGCCAUUGAAGGGCUGGUGGUGCGCGGUGCGCCAGCCAUUGGCUUGGCGGCUGCGUACGGCGUCGUGGUGGGCGCACGCGCAGCGGUCAAUUGCGCCCCCGAGGCCUUUUGCCGCCGUGUGGAAGACGCUAUCGCCCGCCUCGCCCGCACCCGGCCCACCGCGGUCAACCUGUUCUGGGCCUUGGAUCAGAUGCAGGAGGUGUUGGCCGCGAAUCGAGGCCGCGACAACCACGCCAUCUGCGACGCCCUGCUAGAGGCUGCGCACCGUCUCUUUGAGGAAGACCGCCAAAUCUGUCGCCAGAUCGGUGCCCACGGCGCGGUACUCCUGCGCGAUGGCAGCCAAGUCAUCACCCACUGCAACGCCGGCGGCUUGGCCACGGCCGACUACGGCACGGCCUUAGGGGUCGUCUAUGCAGCCCAAGAGGCGGGCAAGAAAGUCGCCGUAUUUGCCGAUGAAACCCGCCCCUUGCUCCAAGGUUCGCGGCUGACGGCGUGGGAGCUGAUGCAGAGCGGCAUCGACGUCAAGGUCAUCUGCGACAAUGCGGCCGCGGUCGUGCUGCGGAAUGAGGCGAUUGACUGCUGCAUAGUGGGUGCUGACCGCAUCGCCAAAAACGGCGAUGUGGCCAACAAGAUUGGCACCUACGGACUGGCUAUCCUCGCUCGCGAGCACGGCGUGCCCUUCUACGUGGCCGCCCCGGUCUCGACCCUCGACAUGGCCUUGGCCUCGGGUGCGGAAAUCCCCAUUGAAAAGCGCGACGCAGCCGAGAUCCGCAACGGCAUGGGCAAGCCCACAGCCCCGGAUGCGGUGCCGGUUUACAAUCCGGCUUUUGACGUCACGCCCUGCGACUUGGUGUCGGCGAUCAUUUCGGAAAAGGGCGUCGCCCGUGCUCCGUACGAACCCACCCUGCGAGCUUGGGUUGAGUUAUGA